UUUGCCAUCAAAAACAGGUUUCGGCACCGAAGUAAGGCAUUUCCCAAGAGGGAACACUGGCUCGACUGGGCUAAAGAGAAAUACGACGAGCGGCUCAUCUCACAGAUUAAGAUGGUCACGAAGGUCAUGUUCCUGUACAUCCCACUCCCCAUGUUCUGGGCCUUGUUUGAUCAGCAGGGUUCCAGAUGGACAUUGCAAGCAACGACCAUGUCUGGAAAAAUUGGAGCAAUUGAAAUUCAGCCCGACCAGAUGCAGACAGUGAACGCCAUCUUGAUUGUCAUCAUGGUCCCCAUUAUGGAUGCUGUGGUGUACCCGCUCAUUGCAAAAUGUGGUUUCAAUUUCAC
Grammomys surdaster is the source of this 344-nucleotide messenger RNA. RefSeq names its product solute carrier family 15 member 1-like. The record is from RefSeq and is a predicted model, not a curated record. Gene Ontology annotation, cellular component: membrane. NCBI's taxonomy places the organism in Eukaryota, Metazoa, Chordata, Mammalia, Rodentia, Muridae. The annotation marks the transcript as partial. Gene Ontology annotation, molecular function: dipeptide transmembrane transporter activity. The transcript has 5 exons. Gene Ontology annotation, biological process: transmembrane transport.